AUGAUCGAAAACAUUGACAUUGAGCAGAAUGUAAAUGAAAUAUUACCACGUUUAUUUGAUAAAUUACCGAAUAAUUCAUUAUUUGUUAUGGAUUUGUUACCAAUUCGUGUAAUAAAAUUAUUGUGUAAACAAUUUAAUCAAUCUAUCAGUCAUAUAUUAGUUGAUAAUGAGCCAAUUGUUCCAUCACCCUGUAUUAAAGUUACGAAUGAAAAAUUUGAAUUAUACCUCGAUUGGAAAUUAAUUAUAAGAACAACAAGUCCUACAACAGCAUUAGCAUUAUUAUUAUCGUUAUAUAAUGUGUUUGGAAUUAAGUUUGCUAAAAACAAUCAUACUUCUCAUUUACUAUAUGGUGAAUUUUUUCAAAAUGGAGAUGAACUUGGUAAAAAUCUACGAAUUAUAUUAAAUUCAUGGCAUUUCACAUUCGAAGAUCGAAUAAAACAUUCUCAAAUUCAAGCAACAAACGUUAUCGAUUCUGUCAAUAUGCCAUCCACGUCAAACUUACAGGUUCAUUCUACAUCAGCAACAACGACAGAAAUUAUUCAAUCAUCUAUAAUAUUGAACAAUAAAGAAAAUCAAUCACCUACAUCACCACAAUCAAUUCCAUUAAUAAUAGACGAACAAGAAGAACAACAACCGUCUGAUAAUCCAUUAAUACAAGUGCAUGAACCUGAACAAAUGGAUAUUGCUAUUGAGACACCAUCAAUCUCGUCUAUAUUUUCAAGAAUCAAAACAAAAUCUAACACAAAAACAAAAUCUCGUACUUCUUCGAAUUCUCAAAAUGCAGCAUUGAGAGAUGCGACAAACAGAGAAGAACCAUCAACUGCAUUAGCCAAGAACAAAAAAAGAAAACUGCCACCAUCACCACAACAACAACAACGAAAACAGUCAUCACGUUUAAUAGCUAAAAGAAGUCGACAGGACGAUUCUUCUUUUUAA
Molecule: messenger RNA, 936 nt
Organism: Adineta steineri
Lineage: Eukaryota; Metazoa; Rotifera; Eurotatoria; Adinetida; Adinetidae
Source: the annotation of a GenBank genome assembly